Messenger RNA from Cyprinus carpio (common carp), 6364 nucleotides. It is a transcript of the gene arhgef5, whose product is annotated as Rho guanine nucleotide exchange factor 5. Gene Ontology annotation, molecular function: guanyl-nucleotide exchange factor activity; protein binding. NCBI's taxonomy places the organism in Eukaryota, Metazoa, Chordata, Actinopteri, Cypriniformes, Cyprinidae. The record is from RefSeq and is a predicted model, not a curated record. Gene Ontology annotation, cellular component: cytoplasm; nucleus. Gene Ontology annotation, biological process: activation of GTPase activity; intracellular signal transduction.
UGAGCACUUCCUGUUUCUUUGAGAGAGAAGCAUGCAGUGCCAGUGAGGGUGAGGUGAGUGAAAGGCUGAAUUACUGGAACAAGCUGUAGCGCAAUCACUGUGGGUUGGUUGAGCUCUUGAGAAGUGAAGAAAAGCUGUGUGUGAGUCUGAAAAGACGGUAACUUUUGGACUCCUCUUAAAGAAAGUGCUGGAGGGGGAAAGUAAAAGGAAAACAGAAACAGAAGGAGGGGAGGAAGAUAAGUGUCAAUCUGUUCAAACUUGUUUGGGAAUUUGAGAAGGGCGGGAGGAGGGGAGAAGAGAGAGAGAGAGAGUGAGUGAGUGAGUGAGAACACUGUGAGAAUCUUUUUACUUUGUUAAACUUUUUGCUUACAUGAACACAUUAAGUAGGACAGAGGUAAGCUAGAUAAUUAAAUCAGUGUUUUCAGUAGAGGAUUUAUCUUACUCAACUUUGGUUCUCUCAAUGGGCAAACACCGAUAUGUGGAAUGUCUGAGAGUUGUGCAAUUCCUGCUAGCUUCACUUUGCCAAUAAAUCAAAGAAAAACUUGGAGAGAGACAGAGAAGCGUCCCCCAAGACAAUUCUCAGGUUCUCUGCGUUGUCAUGGAAACCAGUCAAAUUAAUUGGGCCAUCCAAUACACUGUGCAGAUACAGUCCUCUUAAGGUCCACUAGACAGGUUGUCAAUCAAGUGCAAACUGUUACCUUGAGGUAAUUGGCGAAGGGGACGUAGGUAAAGAAGAGACUUGGAAACACCAAAAGAUGGACAAAACAAGAGAAAAAGAAGUGGAACCAGACUCAUGUGAUGGGAUUAGGGAGAGAUUUACUGCAAUCAGAAGAAGAGAUGGAGAGAUGGACUUGAAAGAAAGACAGAGGCGGAGAAAUGGAGGUCGACAUGCAAAUGGAAGCUCAUCAGUGUCAGAGCAGGCUGAAUAUGGGGAUCGAGACAAUGAGAGGAGGAAAGGGGACACUUUUCCAAGGAUGACAAAACCAACCAGAGUGAGAGACAGAAGGAUACCAAUUCCAGAUUAUGAAAGAGAAAGUCACAUGGGAAGACCGAAGGACAUACUGUGUAAAAAUGAAAGAGAUAAGGAAAGGAGGAGAUACAGAGACAUGGACAUGCAGGGUGAAAGAGAAAUUGCAAGAUAUAGGGAGGAGUUGCAGAGAAAUGAAAUGAGAAGGCUUGUAAAGGAGGAGCCAGAUAGACAGAGGGAACGAGAGAAGGAGUUUGACUCAGGAAUGAGAGGAAGAAGGAGAGAAAGUUAUCCAGGGGUCAGUGACCUUUCAGGCAUGAGGGAAAAAGAGACAGACAGAGACAGAUAUCAACAAAGAGACAGAGAGGGUAGAUAUUAUCCUCGACUAAUGGAAAGAGAGACAGAGAGCUUUUCAGAUAGGGAAAGGAGAACUGAGAGACCGAGAGAGGGAGAGAGAUCUAGGAAAAGAGAUACAAAAAGUGAAGGAGACAGUGAUGGAGACAGAGGAAAGGAAAGGAAGAGAGAAGAAGAUGCUAAACAUAGACACAAACUCUACAAGAGUGAAGGAGACAGUGACGCAGAGCGAAGGGUAGACAGAGGUAGAGAGAGAGACAGAUGUAGAGAGAGAGAAGCUGAGAGAUGGCGAGAUAUGCCAAUGCCUAGAGAAAGAGAUCAUCGGGAGAAAGGUUAUCAUGAUUCAAAAGGGGACAAUUUGGAACGACUCAGAGAGACAGAUAAACCAAGAUACAGAACAAUAGACUCAAAAGAGAAGAGAACAGACAGAGAUGCUUACUUAUACACAGCUGAAAGACAAAGGUAUAGAGAUGGAGAAAGGAUAAGAGAGAGGGAUAGGUAUUCUGAAAGAGAAAUUGUCGAGAGGGAGAGGCGGAGGAAAAACAGAGAGACAGGGAGAAGUAAGGUGGAGAAGAGUGGACAAAGUAGUGGAGAGCUGAUUUCAGGAACUGAUAUUGAGAUUGAAAAAAGGAGGGCAAUGAGAGAAAACUUUGAGGACAGAGAAAACACAUAUGAGACUGAUAAAGAAAGACUGAAGGGAAGAACAGAGGAAGAGCAGGAAGUAAGGAGUACACUGAGGGAAGGAGAGAAGAGUGAAAGCUUUGCUGCUGAGGAAGCAGUUACAAAGAAACCUAAAAACAGGAUAAGGAAAAUGUGGCUGGAACCUCGUAGUGAGAGAAAAGAAUCUUGUUUGAAAGAGGAGUACUCAGAGAGAGAGAGAGCAAGAGAGAGGUACAUCCAAAGAUACACAGAAAGCAUGACAACUGGAAAUGGAGAAGAGCCUGAGAUAAGGAAAGCAAGCAAGAGCAAAAGUCUUGAGGACAAGUAUAGAGAACUUGAGAGGGCCGGGGAGUUCUUGUUAGAUGUGGGCAGAAAAAGGGUGGAGAAGAGGAUGGAAGAGGACAUGGCUUCUGAUAAAGAAGCCAUGGAACCACAGUGGCAGAUGAACAGAGAGAAUGUGGCCAAUAACAUGGAAGAGAAUGACAGAGAUGAACAGAGAAGCAACAAUAGAUAUGACUACUUGGAGGAUGAGGAAGGAAAUGAGGGAGAGUCAGUAGCAGAGAAGAACAGAAUGAUGGCAGUAGAUGACGGAUUUGUAACGGUCUCCAGUGGAGGGGAUGAUGCAGAAGAAGAGGAUUUUGGAGACUGCAAAGAAUUCUGGGAAGGUGGAGUUCCCGUAACUGUCUCUGGACACUCAGGAACUAUUCAUGACAGAGAAAUUGGGGCAGAUGAAGAAAUGGAAAUCCAAACAGUUAAUGAAAGAGCAGAUUGUAUGGCUCCAAAAGGACCCCUGAGAGUCUUUUGUGUGAUUGGUCAGACCCUUCCCAAUUCACAAACCAAAGAGAAUUCAUAUAUAUAUCCUACUGUUGAAGAGGCAGCCGAUCAGCAUUCAGGUCAUAACAUGGACAACCAAGUUGAAAUAAGCACUGUAAAUGUAAAUGAAGCAUUUGAAAGAGUUGAACACUGUGAACAGGACAUUGAAAGAGCGAUGGAUGGCCUCAGUCUUUCUCCUAAUGAGGACAAAGGGGAGGGUGCAGGAAGUAAUGACCAGGCAACAGAGAGUGUAACAUCAAUGGAAGGCCAAAUGAUUCCUCCCAGUGAGCGAUCAGAACAAGACAACCAACUUUUCCUACCAGAGCCUUUUGAAACUUCAGGGCCAUGCAAGGAUAAUGGUAACGGGGCUACAGAGACUCAUAGUGAAGACACAAUACAAAGAGGAGAAAAAGAACCUACCGGAGACACAGUGGAGCAUUUAGGUUCAGAUGACUCAUGGAGCCCAUCAGAGGAACGAAAGCGAUCCUCUACUGCCCCUCACCUUAGAUGGGCCAAGAACGUGGUGAGAGAGAUCCUGGGUCCAAAGUCGGCAGACACAGAAAAUACAAGAGGUAGUAUAACACACAUAGACAUGCAAAACAACACACAAACAGAGGGUGAGAGAGAAAUGGACAAAUCAAGGAAAGAGGAAGAAAUAAUUGAGGGAGGAGAAGAACAACAGGGAGGGAUGGACAGAGAGUUGAAUGAGAAACGUGACUGGCUUGAUCCUAGUUCUAACCAGCACAUGGUUUCCUCAGAAGGAGAGGCAGAGGGGAUGGUAGAAGAAAUAUCUAAGAAGAAAGAUAGUACUGAGGAAGUUGUUCUAAGCUCUAGUAGUUUUCGAGAUUUGGGAAAUGAAGCUCGCAUGAGGAGGCGAGGGUUCCGAAAGUCAGUGGAGAAAACCGAGGAAGAGGAUGAGGAAGAUGAUGAGGAAGAUGAUGAGGAAGAGGAUGAGGAAGAGGAUGAGGAAGAGGAAAAGGAAGAGGGAGAGGGAGAAGGAGUUGGAAGGGACCGAAGAACAAGAAUAUUCAACAACUCAGAUGAUAAAGAGGAUGAAUUAUCUUUUACCUGGAGUGAAAUGGAUCUAAGGAAACUUGGGAGGACAAAAAAGAGGAAUUCUAAAUUCUUUAACUCUCAGUUGUAUCAGGAAUACAGUGAGGUGGUCCAGAACAGAGAGAUCCUGCUGUCUCAUUCUGAUUCUCUAUCAAUAAGUGCAUCUUCCUCUCCAAAUCAUUCCCCUAAGCUAUCACGCAGACCUCUCCCACCUCUCCCUCAGGUCCUCCCACUCCCCCAUACUCUGUCCACCUCCUUUAAAAGUCUUAAUGUGCCUCAGCAAUCCAUAAACAGAGCCCCGUCCCCUCGCCUGUCCAUCUCUGCUUCCUCAACCUCACUGUGGCAGGAUCUCCCCGGAGUGAGGAACAGCCCAGACUUGGAGGAACUUACUGAGGAUGAGAGGCGUUUGCAGGAGGUGAGGUUUGAGGUUGUGACCUCUGAGGCAUCAUACUGCCGCAGUUUGGACAUCGUAGUGGAGAACUUUGUCAUGGCCAAACAGCUCAACGUUAUCCUGUCUUCACAAGACAAAAACUGGCUGUUCUCCAGGCUAAAUGAUGUUAGAGCCAUCAGUCACAGUUUUCUGUCUCACCUGGAACAAGCAGUGGAGAAGGACAUAAUGCGCUUUACUGUCUGUGACACCAUUAUCAAACACUGUCCACGAUUCCGAAAUGUGUAUGUGCCAUACCUUACCAACCAAUCAUAUCAGGACAAGACGUAUCAAAGAUUAAUGGAGGAGAGUCAUGAAUUCCGUAGAGUUGUGGAAAAGUUAGAGCGCAACCCGGUUUGUCAACGACUACCUCUACGGUCUUUCCUCAUUCUGCCAUUUCAAAGAAUCACACGCCUCAAAUUGCUUGUACAGAAUAUUGUAAAGAGAACUGCUCCAAAAACCAAGGAUGAAGCACAGGCCAUUAAGGCCAUGAAACUUCUUGAGAAGAUGAUCCAGGACAGUAAUGAAAGUAUCUCUCAAAUGAAGAACAUUGAGUCACUUGUGACCCUCAAUGCCAAAGUUGACUUUGAGUGCAGGACUCUUCCAUUGAUCAGUCAGUCCCGCAGACUGGUACGAGAGGGACCUGUGACUGAACUGAGAGACUUUUCUCUAAAAGACAGGGAAGAAGAAAGAAAUGUUUAUAUGCACCUUUUCAAUGACUAUCUCCUGGUCUCUUUGCGGAAAGAAGGGGGUAGGUUUACAGUUAUCGACCAUGCUCCUGUGUCAGACCUGCGGGUUGAGAACUGCAGGUUCAAACUGCAUUCCUUACAAAAAAACCUGUUCCAUCUGCACAUGCCGCAAAAAGCCCUGCUCUUACGGACAGAUACCCAAGCCAAUAAACUGCGCUGGAUAUCAGCACUCUCUAGACCUUAUCCUGAGAUUGACUUCAGUGCAGUUCAGGACCUUUCACAAAUGCAGUGCAUCAGAGCCUUUGUUGCCCAGCAACCAGAUGAGCUAAGUUUAGAGAAAGCUGAUGUUCUAUUAGUUCACCGGCAGAGUAGUGAUGGUUGGGUGGAAGGAACUCGUCUGUCAGACAGACAACGUGGUUGGGCCCCCGAGUCUCACCUGGAGACAAUAGUCAGUAACAAAGCAAGAAAGCGCAACCUGCUGGACACCAUGAAAAUUGCUACAGCUGCAUUGUGAAGCAAUAUCUGCAUCCUUCAAGGUUCUCAGGUGGACUUUUUCAACCACUAUUUUUAAGUAUUACUUUAAAGUCUUGUGCAAAAAGACCUUCAAGAACUUCAAGGGUUUAUGUCUUAACCUCGUGGGAAGUUUCUAUUUAUUUUGUGUAUACACUUAAGCUGAUAAGGGUGAUGUGGGUGUUAUGGCCUCACCCAUGUCAGGGUACUACUCCACACCCUGCUAAAAGGUCUGGUAAGAUGCUGAAUUAAGGACAUAUAUGGACCUUGCAAUUUGCACAAAUACAGCCAUAAGCAGAACCUGCUCCAAUUGAGCUUCUAUGCAGCUUCCAUAGUUUUUAUAAAAGACGCUUUUAUGAAUUGGAAGUGGGGAGUUACUCCUGGGCAGAAGUUUGGACUACAGUUUGUUGAACUCAUUAUGAGCAAGCUGUCUCACUGAGGAACCACGACAGCUGGAUAUAAGACACCUGCACCAAAACUACUUGUUCUCUGUUUUAUAUAUAUAUAUAUACAAACAUCAGAUCCCCUUCAGUGUGGAAUAUAAAUGCUGUCAGACUUCAGCCUCGUGGGAAUUCUGUUUGAAGAGGAGAUUUUGUUGUGCACCAGGACACAUGAUGCAAAAGGACAAAAUUAUUACUAAUUGUGAAAAACGGACUUUAACAAAGUGCAAAUUUUAUUUAGGAUCAUGAAUUAUGGAUGGCUACUUUUUAAGACCAAAAAGUGUACAAUACCCAAGGUUGUCUACAAUGUACAUAAUAUAGGUUUUUAACAUAAAAGCUAAAAGUAUUGUUUUCAUGGAAUAAUUCCAUCUCUGCUUCCUGUUCGAACUGAUUGGCAUAUAACUUUAAUGUGCCUUAAAAAUAAACAGAUCAUUUGUUUCCUGAAAGAACA